Messenger RNA from Plasmodium adleri (nom. inval.), 15213 nucleotides. Its product is annotated as dynein heavy chain, putative. The transcript has 2 exons. Gene Ontology annotation, biological process: mitotic cell cycle; minus-end-directed vesicle transport along microtubule; establishment of spindle localization. Gene Ontology annotation, cellular component: cell cortex; cytoplasmic dynein complex; cytoplasmic microtubule. Lineage: Eukaryota; Apicomplexa; Aconoidasida; Haemosporida; Plasmodiidae. Gene Ontology annotation, molecular function: minus-end-directed microtubule motor activity; ATP binding; dynein intermediate chain binding. The record is from RefSeq and is a predicted model, not a curated record. Bases 1 to 15213 code for a protein of 5070 amino acids.
AUGGAAUUAGAAAAGACACAUUUAAUAAACUACUUUUUGGAAAUAUGCCCUACCGUUUUAGAUUGUUCUAGAAAAGAACUUCAAUCAAUUUUAGUUAAAAAAGAAGAAGAAAAAAUAAGAAAAUUUCUAUUGGAUAAAAAUAUUAAUUUAAUAGUUAUAGGAAAAGAAUGUACUGAUAAUGAAGAAAGAGAAAUGAAUGAUAAAGAAAAUGAUAAGGAAGAUAUAAAUAUGAAUGAAGAAUAUAAUAAUAUAAGAAAGUCUAAUUUAGAUAAUAAAUAUAAUAAUUUUUUAUUUGUAGAAUUAAUAAUAAAUUACAAAUGCGUAACUAAAUGUAUUUCAAUUGCUUUUAUGAAAAGAAAUAAAGAAAACUUUUUAUCGUUAAAUGAUAAAAUAGAUAAUAGAAAUAAAAUAAAUUUAUCAAAUGAAUUAUUAAUGUUUGUAUGUGGGCAAAAUGAUUGUAAUACUCCAUUAGAUUUAGUUUAUUUAUAUUUAUCUCAAGGUUUUAAUAAUAUUUUUGAUGCAGCUUCUUGUUAUGGACAGAAUAUAACUGGUUCUGAUACUUCUCAUUUUAAUUAUGGAACAAAAAAAGAUGUAGAAAAUAUGUUUAGUAUAAAUAAUAAAUAUAUAGGAUAUGAAGGAGAAAAUAAAGUAUCAAAUAUAUUAAUGAAUAAUGUAUCUAAAAAAUUGAAUGAAUUAUUAAUAUCUAUGAAAAAUGCACAAAUUGAUUUGAAUAUACCAAUAAUAAAUUUACAUGUUGAUAAAAGAAUAAAAAAGCUAUUAGAAGAAUAUCCAAAUGUUGAUGAUAUGAAACCUGAUAAAUUAAAACAAUUAUGUGAAUCUCAAGAAUUUAUAAAUCAAUUACAAAAAGAUGUUACUAAAUGGAUUGAAGAUAUACAAAAGUUAACAAGAUUAAAUGGUGAAUUUAAAAGUGGUGGGAGUGCAUUAUCUGAAAUUAAUUUUUGGAUAGGUUAUGAAAAUGCUUUAUAUCAAUUAGAAAAUCAAUUAAAAAACCCUGAAGUUAUAUUAACAUUACAUAUAUUAAAAAAUGCUAAACGCUAUUUUGCAACUAUGUCUUUUGAUAGUGAUAUACAAUUAAAACAAUCGAAAGAAUAUGUAUUAAAUGUAAAUAUAUUAAUGAAAGAUUUCCCUAUAGAAGAUUUAUUAGGUGCAACAAGUAUACAACAAAUUAUUCAAGCUGUUCGAAAUAUAUUUAAUCAUUUAAAAAAAUUAAAAAACACUACAAAAUAUCCAUUAUCCAGAUCAUAUAAUUUUGUUGAAUCAUUAUCUAGAGAUUUAAAUAAUACUAUGAAAAAAGUUCUAUGUACUCAAUCAUUAAUGAAUAUGGAUUAUGAAGAAUUCGAUGUGCUCAUUUCAGGAUGUGUCGAAAUAUUUCGACUAUGGAAUGAAGAAAUGAGAAUAUUUAAGGAUAUGGUAAGAGAAUUAAUAAAAAAAAGAAGUUUCAAUGAAAGAGCUCCAGCUAAAAUGGUAUUUGAACAUAUCAAUUUACAAGAAAGGUUAGAUGAAAUUAAAAAAUUUAGAAAACAACAUGAAAAAUUCAAAAGCGUUAUAAGUAGAGUAUUUGGUUCUAAUAAUAAGUCGUUAGGUAUUAAUUUAUAUAAAGAUAUUAAUACAGCUUAUAAUAUAUUUUUAUCAUUAGAUCCUUUGGAUUUAUCUAAAAAUGGUGAAGAUAAUUGGGAAAAAGCAAAGUUAUCAUAUGAAUCUAAAGUUAAUCGAGUUGAAUCUCAAAUAACAUUUAAAUUAAGAGACCAAUUAGGAGGUGCCAAAACAUCUGCUGAAAUGUUUCAUGCCUUUUCUAAAUUUAAUCCCUUAUUUUUUAGACCUAAAAUUAGAGGUGCAAUACAAGAAUAUCAAAAUACAUUAAUACAAAUUGUUGUAGAUGAUUUAAGAAAAUUACAAAUGAUUUAUAUCAAUGGAUAUUUAAAAAGUGAUUCCCAAAAAGUGUCUACUAUUAGAGAUAUUCCUUUAGUAGCUGGAUCAAUUAUUUGGGCUAAACAAAUUGAAAGGAAAUUAGAAGAUUCAUUAAAAAGAAUAGAGAAUGUUUUAGGUAGAGGAUGGGAACAACAUUCUGAGGGCAAAAUUUUAAGACAAAAUAUUGACAACUUUAAAAAUUUAUUAUCACAGAAUAAAACAUUUGAAAAAUGGUUAAAAAAUAUUAAGAGUGCAGAUAAAUUUGAUAUGUAUGAUAAAAUUAUAAAUAUAAAAAAAUUAGGAGGAAAUAAUUAUGAAAUUUUAGCAAAUUAUGAUUUCCAAUUUUUUAAUAUUUUUAAAGAAGUGAGGUAUUUACAAUCUAUAAAUUUAAGAGUUCCAUAUUCAAUAAAAGUAAAAGCUGAUGAAACUAAGUUAAUAUAUCCAUAUGCAUUAACUUUACAAAAAACGUUUAGAACAUAUAUGAAAAUAUGUAUUUCUAUGGAUAAUCAAGCUAAAGAUAUACCAUUUAAUCAAACUAUCAAAAAAUUAGUAGCUGCUAUACAUAAUUCUGUACAGAAUAAAAUUAAGGAAGGGAUUUAUUUACAUUGGGAUUCAGAUAUAAUAGAAACAUAUGUACGAAAAUUAUCAGAAACUAUAAAUACUUUUGAAUUUAUGGUUGAUGAAGCAAUGAAUAAAAAUAAAAUUGUUUUAGAUUCAUUAGAAAAAAUGAAAACAUGUGAAGUGUGUUUUGAAUGUAAUGAACUAAAAUCGUUAAUUGAAAUUAUACAGAAAAAGGCAGAUGAAUUAUACCUAGAACAUUAUAGAAACGUACAUUUAUGGAUUGAAGAAUUGAAUGUACAUAUAAAUAAAAUAUUAACUGAGCGACUUGAAGAAAUUAUAAAAACAUGGACAUGUGAAUUUGUUAAUUGGCCUAAUAAUGGGAAAAAGUUCAUAUGUAAAGAAAAUAUACAUGAGUUUAAAAUAAAAAAUCAGCAAUUUUAUUUACAUCCAUCUAUUGAUUCAAUGAGACAAAUGUGGUUCUCAAAAUUAUCUGACGCAAUAAACAUCAUUUGUGGUAUAACACGAAUUAAAAAUAUUUAUCAAAAGAAAGAGAAAACAAACGAAAAAAUACAAAUAAAAAGCAAGGUAAGAAAUAGAAAUAAUAAUAAGGAUGAUGAUUAUAUAUAUUAUACUAACGAUACUAAUAAUAAAAACAAUAAUAUAUAUAAUAGUAAGUGUGAUGAUAACAAUAACAAUAUUGUUAUCAAUGAUGUUAUUUUAGAUAAUACUUAUAAAUAUAUUAUAUAUUUCAUAGACAAGGAAAUAUAUGAUAAUGCAAUUAAAUCUAUCAAUGAUAUGGUAGAUAAGGCACAAAAAUAUGAAUCCAUUUGGUUACAAUAUAAAACAUUAUGGCAAAUCGAAAUUGGAGAUAUAAUAUCAAGUUUUGGAGAAGAUAUAGAAACAUGGAAAAUAUUUAUGAAUGAAAUUAAACAAAGAGAAAAUACAUUCGAUACAUUAGAUACGGAAAAAUAUUUUGGACCUAUCGUUAUAGAUUAUAGAAUACUUCAAUCUAAGGUUAGUUCUAAAUUUGAAAUAUGGCAAAAAGAAAUAGUAUCUGAAUUUUCUAAAAAGUUAGGAGAAAAAACAUUAUAUUUAAAAGAAGAAAUUGAAAAAGCUUUAUAUGAUUUAAAUACACAAUCUGAAUUAAAGAAUGAAACCGAAAUAACAGCUAUGCAUAUAUUGUCUAUGACACCCAAAGAUAUUAUUGGAAUAAUGAAUACAUAUGAUAUGGAUGUUCUAUCGAAAACGUGUAAUAGUAUAUAUAGUUUUAUUUACAAAAUAAAUGAAAUUAAUAAAAAGGAAGAAUUGGAAUGGGGGAAAAAAUGUGAUUUAUUAAAACAAAGUGAAUUAUUAUUAGAAAAACAAAGAUAUGUAUUUCCUACUAAUUGGUUAUAUAUAGAUAAUAUAAUAGGGAAAUUAGAAACUGUAAAACAAAUUUGUAAAUAUCAAAUAAAAUUAAUUAAGGAUUAUUUGCCAUAUAUACAAAGUUUGGUUUUAGAAUUUGAUAGAAAAGUACAAAAUAAUAUAAAAGAAUUAUUUGAAGAAUGGAAUAAAAAUAAACCUUCUCAUGGAAAUGCAAAUAGUACAAAAGCUUUACAAAUAAUAAAUACAUUUGAAGAAAGAAUUGACACAAUUAAUGAUCAAUAUGAGAUAUCAGAGAAAAUAAGAAAAUUAUUAGAAUUAGAAAACAGUGAAUCAGAAAUUGGUUUUCAUGUUUCACCUAAUAUACUUAAAGAAGAAAUAAAUUGUGUAAAAGGUAUAUGGGAUGAAUUAAAAAUAAUUUAUUCAAAUAUAUGUGAUAUGAAGAAAAUGUUGUGGUCUAAUGUUGAUCCUAAAGAUGUUAAACAUCGUUUAAAUAAUUUAUUAGAUUCUAUAAAAAAGAUACCUGCAAAAUAUCGUCAAUAUGAAAUUUUUGAUAAUGUACAAAAUGAAAUACAACAAUAUUUGAAAACGUAUAGCUUAUUAUUAGAUUUAAAAUCUGAAUCUUUAAAGGAAAGACAUUGGAAAUUAAUUUUACAAAAAUUGAAUGUUAAAAUAUACUAUAAUAAAUUAACCUUAGGGAAUUUGUGGUCUCUCCAUUUAUGUAUUCAUGAGAAUGUAUUAAGAGAAAUAUUAAAUCAAGCACAAGGAGAAAUGGCAUUAGAACAAUUUCUUAGAGGAUUAAAAGAUACUUGGAAUGAAUGUGAAUUAGAACUUGUACAAUAUCAAAAUAAAUGUAAAUUAAUAAAAGGAUGGAAUGAUAUAUUUUCUACCAUUGAUGAUCAUUUGAAUGCAAUUCAAUCAAUGAAAAUAUCUUCUUAUAUAAAAAUAUUUGAAGAAGAAACAUUUACAUGGGAUGAUAAAUUAAAUAGAUUACGUAAUUUAUUAGAUGUAUGGAUGAAUGUACAAAGGAAAUGGGUUUAUUUAGAAGGUGUAUUAAAAGGAUCGUCAGAUAUAAAAUCCUUAUUACCUCAAGAAUAUAAUAGGUUUAAAAUAAUUGAUUCUGAUUUUAUUAAUAUUAUGAAAAAAACUAGUGAUAAACCAAAGUUGUUAGAAUUAUUUCAAAUGGAAGGGUUUCAGAAACAACUGGAUCGUUUGUCUGAUUCUUUAUCAAAGAUUCAGAAAGCUUUAGGUGAAUAUUUAGAAAAACAAAGGAAUAAAUUUCCAAGAUUUUAUUUUGUUGGAGAUGAAGAUUUAUUAGAAAUGAUAGGUAAUUCUAAAGAUGCUAAAAUAAUUCAAAGAAAUGUUAACAAGAUGUUUGCUGGUAUAAAUUCGUUUAUAUUAAAAGAAAAUACAAAUGAUAUUAUAUUAGGUAUGUCUUCACGAGAAGGUGAAGACGUUUUAUUUUUGGAACCAUUAAAUAUUAGUUCAUUUAAUACAUUAAAAGAAUGGUUAAUAGUUUUAGAAAAAUCUAUGAAAAGUAGUUUAGAAUUUUAUUUAGAUGAAGCAGCAAAAGAAAUUUUAGAAAUGGAUAUGAUUGAAUGUACAAAAAUUGAAAAUAAUAAAAUAUUGUUAUGGUCAGAAAAAUAUCCGAAUCAAAUUAUAUUAUUAUGUUUACAAAUAUUGUGGACUAGCAAUAUUGAAAAUGAACUAAUAAAUUUUUCAAAAAAUAGCUCUGAUGAAUCAAAUAUAUUAUUUCAUAAAAGUGAAAAGAUAUGUUUGAAUCUUUUAGAAUUUUUAGCAGUUAAUGUUGUUAAACAAAAAGAUCACAGAACACGACAAAAAUUUGUUCAAAUGAUUACGGAAUUAGUACAUCAAAGAGAUGUAAUACGUAUACUUAUAGAUAGGAAUGUAAAAAAUGUUAAUAGUUUUAUAUGGUUACAAUAUAUGAGAUAUUAUUGGGAUCCCAAAAAGAAAGAUAAUAAAAUCAAUUUAAUUAUAAAAAUGGCAGAUGCAACUUUUGAAUAUGGAUAUGAAUAUUUAGGAAUGUGUGAGAAGUUAGUUCAAACUGAAUUAACAGAUGCAUGUUUUUUAACCUUAACACAAGCAUUAAAAAUGAAAUUAGGAGGAAAUCCUUUUGGUCCAGCUGGAACAGGAAAAACCGAGAGUGUAAAAGCUUUAGGUGCACAUUUAGGAAGAUAUGUAUUAGUUUUUAAUUGUGACGAAUCUUUUGAUUUUACUGCUAUGGGUAGAAUAUUUGUUGGUUUAUGUCAAGUAGGUGCUUGGGGAUGUUUUGAUGAAUUUAAUAGAUUAGAAGAACGAAUAUUAUCAGCAGUAUCUGAACAAAUAUUAACAAUACAAACUAGUUUAGUUCAAAGAAAAAAUGAAAUAGAAAUAUUAAAUAAAAAGAUUGGAUUAAAUAAAAAUGUAGGUAUAUUUGUUACAAUGAAUCCAGGAUAUGCUGGAAGAUCUAAUUUACCUGAUAAUUUAAAACAACUUUUUAGAAGUUUUGCUAUGAUAGAACCAAAUAAACAAUUAAUUGUUGAAGUGACAUUAUUUUCUCAAGGUUUUAUAAGUGCUGAGCAUUUAUCAAGUAAAAUAGUGUCUUUAUUUGAUUUAUGUUCUGAACAGUUAUCUAAGCAACCUCAUUAUGAUUUUGGAUUGCGAUCAUUAAAAAGUGUUUUGAAUUCUGCUGGUAAUUUGAAAAGAUUAACUUUAUUAAAGGAUGAAUCAAAAUAUGUGGAAAACAACCAAAUUGUUUUUAAUGAAACAUUAGAUGAUAAUAAUAAUAAUAAUAUUAACAAGAGAAGUACCACAAAUAAUAUAAUUACUACUACUACUACCACUACUACCACUAAUAAUAAUAAUAAUAAUACAAAUGAGAAUAAUAUAAUUUCAAUGGAACAAACGUUAUUAUUAAAAUCUGUGUGUGAUACUGUUUAUCCCAAAUUAGUUUCAAGUGAUAUUAUUUUAAUAAAGAGUUUAUUAAAAGGUGUAUUUCCAAAUGUGAACGUAGGGGAUUUAGAAGAAAAAGGUUUAAUUAAUGAAAUACAUCGUUUAUGUAAAUUAAGACAUUUUACACCUGAAGAAAAAUGGAUUACAAAAAUAUGUCAAUUAUAUCAAAUAAUGAAAUUACAACAUGGUGUAAUGUUAGUUGGAGAUGUUGGAACUGGGAAAAGUAGUGCUUGGAAAAUUCUUUUAGAUUCUUUAGAAGCAUUAGAUAAUAUAAAAGGAGUAAGUUAUGUUAUAGAUGCAAAAUCUUUAGAUAAAGAAGAAAUAUAUGGAAAACUUGAUAAUAUUAACUUAGAAUGGACUGAUGGUGUAUUUACAGGUAUUUUAAGAAAAAUUAUUUAUAAUUCUUCUACUCAAUCAGGAAAUACAAAUAAAAGACAUUGGAUCGUUUUUGAUGGAGACGUUGAUCCUGAAUGGGCAGAAAAUCUAAACAGUGUUUUAGAUGAUAAUAAAUUGUUAACAUUACCAAAUGGAGAACGUCUUCCAAUUCCUGAGAGUGUUAGAAUAUUAUUUGAAGUAGAUACCUUAAAACAUGCUACACUAGCUACUGUUAGUAGAUGUGGAAUGAUAUGGUUUUCACGAGAUAUUUUGUCACCAAUAAUACUUUUUAAACAUAAAUUGAAUAUGUUGAAAUAUGGUGAUAAUGAUUAUCCUCGUAAAAUGGAUAAAUUUAAGUUAUUUCUUAUUAAUAACAAUGAACAUGUUACCGAAAAGGAUCAAAAUAUUAAUAGUAAUAAUAAUAAUAAGAAGAAGAAUAAUAUAUAUAGUAUGAAUCAUAUUAAUAAUUAUAAUAUAAAUUCGAAUGAACAAAAUUUGCAACAAUUUGAUAAUGAAAAUAUAAUGGAUAAUAUUAGAAUGAAUUCUAGAAUUUUUUUUGAAGAAAAUGAACAAGAAAGCAGUUCAUCAUAUAUAAUAAGAACAAUUCCUUAUAGAGCUGUAAAUAUAAUUAGUGAUUAUUUUGAAGAAAAUGAAUUUGUACAUCAAUGUUUAGUUGCAGCAGAAAAUUAUGAACAUGUAAUGGAUUAUGAAUAUAUAAGAGUUAUUGAAAGUACAUGCUUAUUAUUACAAAAAGGAUUUGAUAAUUUAGUUAAGAAGAAUGAAAAAAUUAAUAAUACAUUAUCUGAUGAUGAUAUAGAAAAAUAUAUUACUAAAUGGUUAGUAGUAAGUAUAUUAUGGGGUAUUGGUGGUUCCUUAAAUCUUGAAGCAAGAGAAAAAUUUUCCAUGUAUGUUCAAUCCAUUUGUUCUAUACCAUUACCUAAUGAUUUAUUAUCAAAAGGGAAAAUGCAUAAUAUGGAUAAUAGUAAUAAAAUAUCAAAUACUUUAUUAGAUUAUGAACCUAAUAUUGAAGAUGGAGAAUGGAUAAAUUGGAAAGAGCUUGUACAAAUGAUAGAUGUUGAUAGAACAGAAAUAUCAGAUGCAACUUUAGUUAUUGAAACUAUGGAUACUAUUAGACAUGAAACAAUUUUGGAAGGAUGGCUUCAUUUAAAGAAACCAUUUAUUUUAUGUGGUCCUCCUGGAUCAGGAAAAACAAUGACAUUAACAUCCGUUUUAAAAAAAUCAUCUGAAUUUGAUAUAGCAUCAUUAAAUUUUUCUUCUGGAUCUUUACCAAACUUAUUAUUACAAACGUUUGAUCAUUAUUGUGAAUAUGUAAAGACAACAAGCGAAUUGGUUUUAAGACCGUUGCAACCAGGAAAAUGGUUAAUAAUUUUUGCUGAUGAAAUUAAUUUACCUACACCAGAUAAAUAUGAUACACAAAGAAUUAUUAUGUUUAUGAGACAAAUUUAUGAAUCACAAGGUUUUUGGAAAUAUGACGUUAAUAAUAAUUCAUGGAAUUGGGUUAAAAUAGAAAGAAUUACUUUUGCUGGUGCUUGUAAUCCUCCAACAGAUGCUGGGAGAAAUCCUUUAAGCAAUCGUUUUUUAAGACAUACAUCUGUUUUAUAUGUUGAUUUUCCAGGUUAUGAAUCGUUAAAACAAAUAUAUGGAACAUUUAAUAGAGCUAUUCUUCGUAAAUUUCCACAUUCAUCUCAUUUAGCAGAUAAUUUAACACAAGCAAUGGUUGAUUUUUAUACCAAAUUUUCUCAAACCUUUACUAUAGAUAUGCAACCUCAUUAUAUUUAUAGCCCAAGAGAAUUAACCAGAUGGAAAUUGGCCUUAUAUGAAACAUUAGAAAGUUGUGAUGAAUUAAAAAUUAGAGAUUUAGUUAGACUAUGUAUAUGUGAAGGUUUAAGAAUUUUUCAAGAUAGGCUAAUAUAUAAAAAGGAAAAGAAAGAAACCGAUAAAAUUAUAGAUGAUAUAUUUAAAUAUUCUUUUCCAGAUAUUACCAAAGAAGAUUUAUUAAGACCAAUAUUAUUUAGUUCUUAUAUGAAAAAUUAUUAUACAGAAAUAGAUAAAAAAGAUUUAAAAGAAUUGAUACUUUCAAAAUUAAAAAUAUUUAACGAAGAAGAAAUAAAUGUACAAUUAGUUCUUUUUGAUGAUGUUUUAGAUCAUAUUACAAGAAUUGACAGAGUAUUAAGACUACCAUUGGGACAUUUGUUAUUAGUAGGAGCAUCUGGUGCGGGGAAAACGAUAUUGUCUAGAUUUGUUUCAUGGAUAAAUGGAUUAUCUGUUUUUCAAAUUCGUGCUGGAAGAAAUUAUACUACUGAAUCUUUUGAAGCAGAUCUAAGACAUAUUAUGAAACGUGCUGGAAUUAAAGAAGAAAAAAUAACAUUUAUUUUUGAUGAAUCCAAUGUUUUAGGACCUGCUUUUUUAGAAAGAAUGAAUGCAUUAUUAGCAAGUGGAGAGGUUCCAGGUUUGUUUGAAGGAGAUAAUUAUAUAACCUUAAUUAAUGAAUGUAAAUCUGCUUAUCGAUCGAAUAUAGGUUUAGAUGAAUCAGAUCUCUUUAAAAAGUUCACAAAACAGGUUCAACAAAAUUUACACAUAGUUUUUACUAUGAAUCCUGCAAAUCCAGAUUUUGCGAAUAGACAAGCAACAUCUCCUGCUUUGUUUAACAGGUGUGUUAUUGAUUGGUUUGGUGAUUGGCCUUAUAGUGCUUUAUUACAAGUUGCUAGUGAAUUUAUUUUUAAUUUAAUCUUACCUGAUAAUAAUUUUUAUAUGGAUUAUGUAGGAAAUGAAGAUGGUCCAAUCAAAGGUAAAAUUCAAUAUAAAAAUAAUAAAGCUUAUUUUUUGUCUAGAGCUAUUGUAGAAAUUCAUAAUUCUGUUGUGCAUAUUAAUAACGUUUUGAUGAAAAAAGGGAAUAGAUAUAAUUAUAUGACCCCAAGAGAUUUCCUUGAUUUCAUUAAACAUUUUUUGAAAAUAAUAGAUGAGAAAAAAGAAGAAGUUUCUAGUCAGAAAAAUCAUUUAAAUUCAGGUUUGAAUAAAUUAAAAGAUACAGAGAUACAAGUUGCUGAGUUGAGAAAUUCUUUAGCUAUAAAAAAAAAGACACUUGCUGAAAAGGAUUUGGAAGCAGAAGAAAAAAUGAAGUUAAUGAUAGAACAACAAACUGAAACAGAAGAUAAGAAAAAGAAAGCUGAAAUAUUGUCUAAAAAAUUAGACGAACAAUUUAUAAUUAUUGAUCAAAGAAAAGAAGUUGUUAGGAAAGAAUUAAGUGAAGUUGAGCCUAAAUUUAGAGAAGCUGAAGAAGCUGUUAAAAAUAUUCCAAAAAAAAAUUUCGAUGAAUUAAGAGCUAUGGCAAAUCCUCCUAUUUUAGUAAGGAAUGCAGUUGAAGCAGUUGCUAUCUUAAUUAUGAAUGAAGGUGAUAAAAAUGUUACAUGGGAAGAUGCUAGAAAAAUAAUGAAAGGACAAGACUUUAUAAAUAAAGUAUUAUAUUUAGACAAGAAGGCAGUAAAACCACAAACAAGUUUUCAAAUUAAGAAACGUAUAAAUAAUAAUGAUUGGGAUGUUGAACGAAUAAAUAAAGCAUCAAGAGCUGCUGGUCCUUUAGCUAAAUGGGUUGAAUCUGUUAUUACAUUUUUGAAUAUCUUAGAAACAGUACAGCCGUUAGAAAAAGAAAUAGAGAAAUUGCAGGAGGAAACCAAAGUUGCUGAAGAUCAAUAUAAUGAACAAAGAGAUAUAAUAUGUGAGCUUGAAAAAAAAUUAGUUCAAUAUAAAAAUGAUUAUGCUCAAUUAAUUAGUCAAGUACAAAAUAUAAAACAAGAAAUGGAAAUGGUAGAAAAUAAAAUAAAAAGAUCUAUUAAUUUAAUAGACAAUUUAAAAUCAGAAAAAGAAAGAUGGUCUGAAACAUUUAUUAAUUUAGAAGAAGCUUCAGAAACGUUUGUAGGGGAUUGUUUAAUAGCUGCUGCAUUUUGUGCAUACAUUGGAUUUUUCGAGCAUUAUGAAAGACAAAGGUUAAAAAGGACAUGGGGAGAAAUUAUAAAAAUGCAUUAUAUAAAAUAUAGAAAUGAUUUAUCAUUUAUUGAAUUUUUAUCUAGACCAUCAGAAAGAUUACAAUGGAUAGGAAAUCAAUUACCAAGUGAUGAAUUAUCUAUAGAAAAUGCUAUCAUAAUAAAUAAUUAUAUACGAUAUCCUAUGAUAAUUGAUCCAUCUGAUCAAGCCACAACAUUUUUGUUAAAUCAAUAUUCUGAUAAAAAGAUAUUAAAAACUUCUUUUUCUGAUAAAAAUUUUAUAAAAAAUUUAGAAAGUGCUUUGCGCUUUGGCUCCACAUUAUUAGUAUAUGAUGUAGAAAAAAUUGAUGCUAUAUUAAAUUCAGUUUUAAAUCAAGAAACACAUAAACAAGGUGGUAGAUUAUUAAUUACUAUUGGUGAUUCUGAAGUUGAUUUUUCACCUUCAUUUAAUUUAUUUUUAACAUCAAGAGAUGCUCAUUUCCAGUUUACUCCUGAUUUAUGUAGUCGUGUAACAUUUGUAAAUUUUACUUUAACUCCAUCUUCUUUACAAAAUCAAUGUUUAAAUAUGAUACUAAAGAAUGAAAGACCAGAUAUAGAUAAAAAAAGAUGUGAUUUAUUAAAAUUACAAGGAGAGUAUAAAGUGAAGAUAAGGGAGUUAGAAGAAUCUUUAUUAUUAGAAUUAUCUAAUGUAAAAGGUAAUAUUUUAGAUGAUGACAAUGUUAUAAGUACUAUGGAGAAAUUAAAAGUCCAAGGAGCUGAAGCUUCUAAAGAAGUUAAUAUAGCAGAAGAAGUUAUGGUAGAAGUUGAAAAUGUAAGUAAUCAAUAUUUAUAUUUAGCACAAGGAUCAGCUAGAAUAUAUUUUAUUUUACAACAUUUAUGUAAUAUUAAUUUUUUAUAUCAAUAUGAUUUAAAUUUUUUUUUUAAUAUAAUGAAAGAUAUGUUGAAUAAUAAUUAUUUAUUAUCAAUAGUUAAGAAAAAAGAUAAUUAUAAAGAAAGAUUAAAAGUUUUAGAGGAUUUACUUUUUUCCUUAACUUAUAAUCGUGUAGCUAGAGGAUUGUUACAAGAAGAUAGAUAUGUAUUUGGGCUUCAAUUAUGUUAUGUUAAGAGCAUAAUAAAUCCUAAUAUAGAUAUGGAUCAAAGUUAUUUACAUUAUUUGUUGAAAGAUCAUUAUUCAAAUCAAGAUGUAGAUGAAUUUGAACAUAAUAAAAUUGAAAAGAAUUUAUUACCAGAAUAUAAUGAUGAACAAAUUAAUGCAUUAAAUAAUUUAAUAAAACAUAAAUCUUUUCGUAAUUUAAAAAAAUGUAUAUUAAAUAGUAAACAAAAGUGGAUAGAAUUAUUACAUUCGACUGAACCAGAAUCGUUGGUUUGUUCUAUACUUAAUGAUAUGAAUAUGAGUGAUGAAUCUAUAAAUAAAUCAGAUGAAUUGUUGAAUAAAAAUAAAAAUAAAAAUAAAAAUUCGAAUAUAAUGAAUAAUGGUGAAUCUGGAAAAGAUGGUAUAUCCGAAGAAAAGAGAUAUAUAAAUAAUGAUAAUACAAACAUGGAUACUACAACUACUACUACUACUACUACUAAUAAUAAUAAUAAUAAUAAUGAUAAUAAUUAUUAUUAUAAUAAUAAUAAUGUUAAUAAUGAUAUUUCUUUGUGCUUAAAAGAGUCCUUAAUUAUAAAAGCAAUAAGACCAGAUAAACUAGAAAAUUGUUUUAAUAAAAUAAUAAAUAACAUAUUAGGUAGGGAUUUUUUGUGGAUUCCUGAAUUAACAAUAAAUGAUUUUGAAAAAUAUGUUAAGGAAAAUGCAAAUGGGAAUAUUCCAAUUGUGUUAAUAAGUUCUCCUGGUUUUGAUCCUAGUAAUAAAGUUCAACAAUUAAGUGAAAAAUGUAAAAUUCCUUUAUUUUCUAUUGCUAUGGGUUCAGAAGAAGGUUAUAUAUCAGCUGAAAGGGUUCUAUUUACUGCUCAAAAUAAUGGUGGAUGGGUUCUAUUAAAGAAUAUUCAUAUAUCUACAAAAUGGUUACAUCAAUUAGAAAAAAAUAUUCAUAAAGCUACGACAAAUAAAAAUUUUCGAUUAUUUUUAACUAUGGAAUUUAAUCCUAGAAUUCCUCAACGUUUAAUGAGAAUAUCUUUAACAUUUAUGUUUGAACCUCCUGUUGGUAUAAAAUUUUCUAUUUUAAGAUCAUUUUCUUUAUUUUUAGAAAAUAGAGAAUUAUGUGAACCUAAAAUAGCUAGAUUACGUUUAUACUUUAUAGUUUCAUAUCUCCAUGCAAUAAUAUUAGAAAGAAGAAGAUAUACUCCUAUAGGAUGGACUAAAAAAUAUGAAUUCAGUGAUUCAGAUUUAAUGUGUGCUUUAUCUGUUGUGGAUAGUUGGUUAGAUAAAGCUUCAACUAGGAUAGGGAAAAAUGUAAGUGAACAUAUUGAUCCUUGUAACAUUCCUUGGGAAGCUAUAAAAAAGAUAUUAAAUGAAGCAAUAUAUGGUGGUAGAUUAGAUAAUAUGGUAGAUCAAAAGAUAUUAGAUACUUUUAUUGAUCAUUUAAUGAAUAGUAAUUCUUUUGAAACUGAUUUUAAAUUAAAUAUAUGUAAUAGUACAUCAUCGAAUAAGGAUUUUUUACUAUCACCUGAUUUGUUUAGGAAUAUAAAUGAUUAUAUAAAUUGGACUAAUAAUAUGAGUAAUACUGAUUUACCUGCAUGGUUAGGUUUUGGUCAGCAAGCCGAAGGUUUAUUAACAACUAGAACAAAUUUCAGUAUUAUAUCUAAAUGGAAUAUAUUAUAUAGUAAAAGUCGUUCUGAUGUUUAUGAGCCUUUGCCACAUUCUCUUUUAACAAAAUCGUUGAACGAGGAAAAAUAUAUAAGUUUUGAAUUAUAUAAAAUAAAAAAUAUUAACGAAAAAAACAUCAAACAUAAAGAUAAAAAUAAAAACAAGGAAAAUGAUAAUAAUAAUAAUAAUAAUAAUAAUAAUAAUAAAAAAUAUAUAGAUAAUAGUAAGAAUGUGAUAUCUUCUUCUGAAACAACUGAAAGUGAAACUUCAGAAUCUUGUACUGUUAACAGAUCUAUACAUGUUUAUUCAAAUAAUGAAAAUAUUUUGUUCAUCAAUAAGAUUUUAGAAAAUUUACCCCAAAAUAUACCUACUCUAGAAAAAAACGAGGAGAAGCUUAGAAAUGCUGUAUUUAGAUGUUUUGAGAGAGAAAAUAAUUUAUUUAGUGAUUUAUUAAAAUUAAUAAAAACCAAUUUAAAUCAAUUAAAAAAUGUUCUAGAGGAAAAAGUAAAAUAUACAAAUAAAAUCAGAGCAUUAGCAAAAGAUUUAAAUUCAUUUAAUGUCCCAUCAAAUUGGUUACUACAUGGAAAUAGAACAAAUUUAAAUUUGACAAAUUGGUUAAAGGAAUUAAUUAAUCGUUUAUAUCAAAUAAUAGUAAUAACACUAGAAUUUAAUGAAAAAAGUUUUAUUGAUAUAAAUGAAAAAAAAAAACAAAAAAAUAUAAAUAUAGAAAAUGAUGAGGAUCAUAAUUUAAAUGAUUUUUAUAAAAGAAACCAUGAUAAUAUAUUAUCACAUUUUAAAUUGAAUCAUAAAGAAAAAAAUUUAUCUAUAAAUUUCAUUUGGCUAGGAGGGUUGUUUUAUCCCAGAGCUUUUAUAACAGCAACGAGACAAUUAUCUGCUUUUAAAUUUAAAAAUUCGUUAGAUGAUUUAGAAUUAUCAGUAUUAAUUGGAAAUAAUAAUAAUAUGCAGUAUGAUGAUAUGAUUCAUUAUACUAUAACUUGUUUAUCUAUAGAGGGUGCUGAAUGGAGCAACAAAGAUAAUUGUUUAAUUUUAAGUGAUGAACUCACAAUUGAUUUGCCUCCUGUAACAUUAACUUGGGAAAAAAAGGAGAUUUUAAGGAAAAAGCAAAGAGAAAAUAGUUCCUCUUUACAUUUUAUGAAUUUACCAAUUUAUUUAGACAAAUCAAGGAAUUCAUUUAUUGGUUUCUGGAAUUUCCCAGUUUUUAAAGGUAUAUCUGAACAAAUCUGGUAUCAAAGGGGAGUGGCCAUAUUUUUAUCAAAAACGUAUUAA